AUGGCGAAAGAAACACCUAUAAUAGCGCCAACACUCCAAGUGCUCGACCAAUCCAUGGGCCAUGCCUUUGCGAUACCGUCAAAACGUAUCCACCAUGGCGACGACGUCUCAUUCUUCCUGGCCAGCAGAGCCUACGCAGAUAUCAUGAUCUUCAUCUUCCAGCUCAACACAUCUAUGAUACCGCGCAGAGUCUCUGAGUCAGAUGGCGAUGCAGAGACGGCCAAGGUGUGGAGGCUCGACGACCCAAAUGUCCCACACCCACCUGUGACCGAGAAUCUUGCCAAGCUUCUCAACACCCUGACUGCCAUAAUCGACGAGGCGCCACCAGAUACUGGGCCCCGCCGGUUUGGCAACGCAAGCUUCAGAAGAUGGUGCGACAUCAUGUUUGGGCGUAUCCCUGAACUACUUGAACAAUACCUACCGGCUCAUGUGCUGGCCUACAAGUCCACCUCUGAUGUGACGGCCAAAGGCGAACUCGAGGCCUAUCUAAUUGGCGCUUUUGGUAGUCCGCAGCGUCUUGACUACGGCACAGGUCACGAGCUGAGUUUCCUUGCAUUUCUAGGCUGCCUGUGGAAACUCGGUGCGUUCCCGCGUUCGCACGACGGUGAUCAAGAGCGUGGCAUAGUGUUGAGAAUCAUCGAACCUUAUCUUGCGCUCAUUCGACGUCUAAUCCUCACAUAUACGCUCGAGCCCGCAGGCUCACAUGGCGUUUGGGGUCUGGAUGAUCACUCGUUCCUCCCCUACAUUUUUGGCAGUGCACAAUACUCUCCAGCAAUCACCACGCCGGCCGACGUAGUAACAGAGGGCUCGUUGCCCUGUGCCCCCAACCCAUCAGAUGUUGCCAAAGCCGCAACCGUGCAACGAGAAAGGCGGAACAAUAUGUACUUCAGCGCCAUUGGCUUCAUCUACGAUGUCAAGAAAGGCCCGUUUUGGGAGCACAGUCCAAUCCUGUUCGACAUCUCUGGCGUCAAGGCAGGUUGGGCCAAGAUCAACAAAGGUAUGAUCAAAAUGUACAAUGUGGAAGUUCUAUCAAAAUUUCCCGUAAUCCAGCAUUUCCCUUUUGGUUCGUUGUUCGCGUGGGAACAGGACCCGAACGCGAAAGCUAUCCAGGCCAGUGUGCAUACAUCGAACCAGCCGAAAGCAAUGACACCUUCGUCGACCGCACAAGCCUCUCGCCCACAACCUGCUCUUCGGAAUCCUUCAGCGGAUCGACCUACAGUUUGGACCUUAAGAGCCCAGCAGGGAUUGCGGGAUCCCAAGGGUGGUCAAUCGAUGACGGCUCCUCUCAGUCCAAGGGCCAUGCCAGAUACAUUGGCCCCAGAGGCUAAUGAUCGGACUACCAGAGCGCCUUGGACGUCGAGUGGAUCAGUACCGACUCCAGCAAACAGUCUUGAUCAACCUAUGAGGGUUCCCUGGGCUUCGAAUCUGCGUGGUCCGCCCGGGCCGGGAGCACGCACAGAGAAACCGUGGGCAAAGAGUCAAGCUGCAGCAACAGCAAGUGCUCCAUCGGACCCAGAGUCGAGCACGCGGGCACCCUGGGAAAAGUAG
Plenodomus lingam JN3 is the source of this 1548-nucleotide messenger RNA. RefSeq names its product Serine/threonine-protein phosphatase 2A activator 1 (gene RRD1). Lineage: Eukaryota; Fungi; Ascomycota; Dothideomycetes; Pleosporales; Leptosphaeriaceae. Gene Ontology annotation, molecular function: peptidyl-prolyl cis-trans isomerase activity; protein tyrosine phosphatase activator activity. Gene Ontology annotation, biological process: mitotic spindle organization. Gene Ontology annotation, cellular component: protein phosphatase type 2A complex; cytoplasm; nucleus. The record is from RefSeq and is a predicted model, not a curated record.